Molecule: messenger RNA, 1282 nt
Organism: Darwinula stevensoni
Lineage: Eukaryota; Metazoa; Arthropoda; Ostracoda; Podocopida; Darwinulidae
Source: the annotation of a GenBank genome assembly
UCCAAGUAAAAAAAAUAUUUCUUUCUUUCAUUCGUCGGUUUCUCUCCGUCUGACGACCAGUCUCUUGCAAGAGAGGGAAUCCCUGUACUGGGAAUGCCACCACCCCCUGGAUCCGAUAAGGGUGGAUCCAGCGUCUCUUCUCUUCCAUCACUUCUCCCAUUCAAGUUUUCCUUCAUCUGAGAUGUGGUUCAUACUCUACACAGUGGGAUUCGUCGCUUCGGUGCUCUACGUCUAUUCCUUCUUCAGGCGCCGGCUGUUCGCCUCGUUCAUGGAGCACAUCACCUCGAAACCGAGCCCAAAAAUCACGGCCAUGAAGAAAUCCCUAUUCGAGUCGAUGAAGGAAAUCGUCUCCUCGGACCCGGAAUCGAAACGAUCCGGCCGCUUCCGUCUCCUCGAGAUCGGGCCCGGGACGGGGACCAACUUCGAAUUCUACCCGUCGAACGCCAAGCUCAGCGUGCUGGAACCGGAUCACAGCUUCAAGGACUACUUCGCGAGGAACAAGCAGAAGUUCCCCCACUUGGAACUGGAGAAUUUCUACGAGGGCUGGGCGCAAGACAUGAAGCAAGUGCGGAGUGGGAGCAUAGAUGCCGUCGUGUGCACACGCGUUUUGUGCAGCGUCCCCGUUCGCAAAACCGGUCCGUUUCUGGCCGAGGUCAAGAGGGUCCUCGCUCCCAAAGGGAGGUUCUAUUUCGUGGAACACGUGGGAGACAGGCCAGGUACGAUCCUGAGGUGGAUCCAGAACGCCCUUCGGGCGACGUUUCUUUACGGAUUCCUGACUUGCGGCUGCAUUCCGAAUAAGAGCACCGACGAGGACGUGAAAAGAGCCGGCUUCUCCAGCACGGAUGCGACGAGGUUUCACGUGGAAACGGAUGCUCCCGUUUGGACUCUGAAGGGCUUCUUCCUGCGUCUCAUUGCCUCUCACGUCGCGGGCGUCGCGGGCAAGUGAGGCGUGCAUUUCUUGGCGGUUUACCGGUUUACUGCUUUUCCGUUGGCUUCGUUUUGCUGGCUCUUCAGUGGAGGAAAUUUUUUUUUCGAAAUCAUUGAUGGAAAAAAAAAACCAAUUCGGAUGAAGGUAGUUGGGAGACUGGGGCGGUUCAGUCGUUAUCGUAGCAGAAUCGGUUAUGGGGCGACUGGAACCUUAUUAUUAUUUUUGCCCAGCGAAGAUUGCAAUUUCAGUGCAGAAGACCUUCCCGUAUGCGAAUCGUUUCAUCGAUUGGGGAUCAUCGUAGUGAACAAUACCCAUAACCAGACGACUUUGGAUCACUAGUUCCUUCAAUAAAGG